Molecule: messenger RNA, 1173 nt
Organism: Pocillopora verrucosa
Lineage: Eukaryota; Metazoa; Cnidaria; Anthozoa; Scleractinia; Pocilloporidae
Molecular function (GO): oligosaccharide binding
Source: RefSeq, a predicted model, not a curated record
AUGAGUGUUCUUCGCCAUCUACAUGCGAUGUUGUUGGUAUCUCAGCUCACUCACACCAAAGGGGCGCAGCCAACAAUAAAUUGUCAAAACUUCAAGUUUGUUAUCGAUGAGGAUGUCGUCUAUAAUCACAUUCUUGAGGGUCACGUGUUUCAAAGAUUGACAGUCCACAGCGCCACUCAGUGUCACAUGAAGUGCAAAGAUGACUGCCUGUGUGUAUCCAUGAAUUAUUUCCCUCUGUCCAAAGAAAAUAACUGUGAACUCAACAACGCUAACAAAGACAUGGAGCCAGCGGCGAUGAAAUGGAGUCAAGGAGGAAAUUAUUAUGAUUUAGUGAGAAGCUACACGGUGAAGGGUGGAGGAAGCUACAUUCCAGGGAUACAUCGCUGCGUUAAUAGAUGCUGCAGCCAGAAUCCCUGCCUCAACGGGGGAGUAUGUCAGGAGAUUUGUGACAAUCACAGCCCCAGGUUUAAUUGCACCUGUUCUUACAAAUACACUGGUAAGCGUUGUGGUCAGACUACACAUCCAAGAAACUGCAAAGACAUCGCUAAUAACGGAGCCUUACAAUCAGGAAAAUACGAUAUUUUUGAUUCAGCCGAUAAACCGUUCUCUGUUUACUGUGACUUGCACUCAGAAUCUGGCUUUGUAUGGGCACUCAUACAGUCGUUCUCCAUUGCCAAUAAGGCCACAUAUAAGGAUAAGGGGUUUGGCACGGAUUUUCCUGUGAAUGACAAUAACAAUGAACCGGAAUGGAACUCUUACCGCCUUUCCUUAUCACAUAUGCAGUCUCUCUCAAAUCACUCCACACAUCUGAGAGUAACAUGCAACUUACCUGCAGAUGGCCUGCAGUAUACGGACUACGCACGCGCAGUUCUGGCAGGUCAUGACAUAUUCGGUGACUGGGGUGGAGAUUGCAUACUGUUUGAGUAUAUUAACAUCCGUGGAAUUAACUGUUCUGGUUGCACCGCCUACACGAGAAUGGAUCUUAAUGGUGCUUGGUUCGUGAACAGUUUCAAAAGCAAGGAAAACGGAUGCGAUUUUGAUGGGUCACCAGGAGCAGUUGACAACGAAAAUAAUUUUGGACGGUAUCGUUCCGGAGCAAUAAAUACGAAUCACCGCUGCUCCUCUUCGGAUCCUUCUACAACGCAAUACUGGUUUGGGGUUAAACAUGAAUAG